Messenger RNA from Caenorhabditis sp. 36 PRJEB53466, 424 nucleotides. The record is from the annotation of a GenBank genome assembly. Lineage: Eukaryota; Metazoa; Nematoda; Chromadorea; Rhabditida; Rhabditidae.
AUGAGCGAAGAGAAACAAGAUCUCGAGGACUACAUCCAGUACAACUUUGACGAUAUUCCCUCGUUCAAACUUGCACUUUUCCUCGCAAAUGGCAAAAUUGAGGUUAAAGUAGCGCUUGGAGAAGUGGAAGAGGCAAGUUUCCCGCAGUUUUAUUGGAUAAAACUGAAAGAACUUUCAGAAUUUUCUCGAAGGCAUUCGAAAGGCUUCAACUUCUUCAACUCUCGGCGCUUCUGUGCAUAUUGGCGAGCGAGAAUUUGUGCGAAAAUCGUUGGAAUCCGACAAAAUCUACGUGGCAGCCAGCGAGAGCUCCAGUAUUUUCAUGCAAUCCGUCGCCGAAAACACUUUUGUCGUUUAUUGUUGUGGAGUGUCCUGCGAUAAGGAUGAGCACCGAAUUAGAGAGCUUAUUCAUGGGUUGAUGGCUUGA